AGGAUGAGCCGGUUCCUGAAUGUUCUGCGCAGCUGGCUGGUGAUGGUGUCGGUCAUCGCCGCCGGGAAUACCCUGCAGAGCUUCCGCGAUCACGGUUUCCUCUCAGAGAAGCUGUAUACCGCCAGCCCCGGCCUCGUGAAUGGGCUCCAGGCUCGGACCUUCGGCGUCUGGACCUUGUUGUCAUCAGUGAUCCGCUGUCUCUGCGCAAUCGACAUCCGUAACAGGACUCUCUAUCACAUCACGCUCUUUACCUUCUUUUUGGCCCUUGCUCACUUCCUCUCUGAGGUCUUCAUAUACCACACUGCAGCCUUGACAAUUGGAGUUAUGGCACCCCUCAUGGUAGCAAGUUUUUCUAUUCUGGGGAUGUUGAUUGGACUGCAGUACCUAGAGGUAGAAGCACUUUCACAAAACAAGAAGAAAAACUGAAGUUGAGGGCUUUUUGUAGGUCGGUGUCAUCUUCUACCUUCACUGCCACACUUCCAUGAAAGCUCAGCUGAACUCCAGGACACCAGUCCCAGUGGUGGGUCAAUGUUGGACUCUGUCAAUCACCGUCAUUACCAAGUUGUUUUUGUCUUGUCCGGGCAACAUUUCAACUGUCUGAUGGCAAAGACCAAGUCCCAGAGGAGUUUGUGUCAAAGCUUAUGGGAGGUGGUUAGUGACUGACUCCCUGGGUAGCAGGCAAAGUCUCUGGCAUGCCCAGAGCACUGAGGACUUCUCUCCCAGUGUACUUCUGGGGACAAGGUGCAGAACUAUCCAGGAUUUGCUGAACAUUCCGACCAGAAAGAGAGAAUGGGUGCUACCCCUGGUACUGCUGUGUAACUUGCAUGUGUGUGUUCCCCAGGGGCCAUUUCUAAUAAAUUACAAAAAACUGCA
Messenger RNA from Cinclus cinclus, 873 nucleotides. It is a transcript of the gene ERG28, whose product is annotated as ergosterol biosynthesis 28 homolog. Gene Ontology annotation, molecular function: protein-macromolecule adaptor activity. NCBI's taxonomy places the organism in Eukaryota, Metazoa, Chordata, Aves, Passeriformes, Cinclidae. The transcript has 4 exons. The record is from RefSeq and is a predicted model, not a curated record. Gene Ontology annotation, cellular component: endoplasmic reticulum; membrane. Bases 4 to 426 code for a protein of 140 amino acids.